Messenger RNA from Salvelinus fontinalis (brook trout), 826 nucleotides. RefSeq names its product scavenger receptor cysteine-rich type 1 protein M130-like. Gene Ontology annotation, cellular component: membrane. The record is from RefSeq and is a predicted model, not a curated record. Lineage: Eukaryota; Metazoa; Chordata; Actinopteri; Salmoniformes; Salmonidae. The transcript is spliced from 4 exons. The coding region runs from base 221 to 823 and encodes 200 amino acids.
CGUUUCCCAUCUCCUCAAAAGUAUUUCUGAAGUUGUGAAUGUUAGAUUCCACUCUGUGAGACACAUCGAUCUGCAGGUUGAAUAUGAUCUCCAGGCUCUAAGCGUCAGUCCACCAGCUGAAUACUCAGUCAGACUGGUGGAUGGGACCACUUCCUGUUCUGGGACAGUGGAAGUCUUCUACAGAGGAGAGUGGUCAGGUCUAUGUCCUAGUUGGUGGAGCAUGAUGAGAGAGACAAAGGUUGUGUGUAGACAGCUGGACUGUGGGAAUCCUGUAGCUGAAUCUAGAGGACCUCUGAUUGAAGAUGGAAGAAGAGGAGUCAGACUAUUGAGUUGUGAUGGACAUGAGUCUUCUAUUAGACAGUGUGACUUCAUAGGAGAACCUGGUGUCUGUGAUGGUGGAUAUUAUCAUCAUGUGACCUGUUCAGAGUCUGUGCGGCUUGUGGAUGGAGCUGGUCUCUGCUCUGGGAGAGUGGAGGUGAAGUCCAAUCAGUCCUGGGCCUCAGUGUGUGAAGCUGACUUUGACCGGCAGGAUGCAGAGGUAGUCUGUGGGGAGCUUGGCUGUGGGGCUCCUGCAGCUCUACAGGGGGGGCUCUAUGGAGGAGGUGAGGGUCAGACCUGGGAUAAAGAGUUCCAGUGUAAAGGCAAAGAGUCCCUUCUCCUGGACUGUGACACCUCAGACAGAAAACACAACACCUGCCUACCUGGUAAUGCUGUUGGACUCACCUGCUCAGGUAAGAAACAGUUUGUCACUCAAUCAACAUUGUUUCUCACCUGGAGUGAAGAAUAUGAGAGACAAUAUAGGUGUGUUUUAGUGAGAAAAUAGUAA